AUGGUCGACUCGAAAACUAUAGGUGGGUCGCCGGUGGCUGCAGCUAACAAACCCACAGCAAAGCGAUCGCCUUCGAUCCUAGUCACGGAUGCUAGAAGCCACCAGGUGAAGGGGACACGAGCUCCAUUUGCCGGUCAAAACUUCAAGAAGCAGCAAGAGCUACAACAAAAGCAGCAGCAGCAACAGCAGCAACAACAACAACAGUCGGCUUAUAGCUUUGAACAGCUGCAACACCAAAAUGCAUUGCUGAAGAGAUUGGCAUUCAGAAACAAAUUUACUGACAUCUCGGUGGAUAAUUUACUCAGCAACUCAAGUGAUAUACCUUCAGGGCAGAGCAGACUACCACCACGGAUUGGGUCGCUUAGACUGAAUUUUGGUGGCAUGAGAUCAACACGCUCUCAAGCACAGGGGCAACCCCAAGGACCACCACAGGCACAACCAAAUUCGCUGCUAAAAGCACCGCACAUGAGUAACACCACGGCGCUGGAUACCAUAACCAGACGUAACAUCAGAAGCAUUCCCAAGCUAUCUCAGUCGUUACCGGCUAGAACAUCCAAAACGUCGCAAAAGUUGGUUUUGAUCCCCGAGCGCCAAAAGUCGGGCUCCUCGCCACCGCCUACAGCUCGGACCGACUCGCCCGAACCUCAACCGUUGCUGUCCUCGGAUGCUGCAGAUUUGCUGGCUCAAAUCAUGCGGUCGCGAGCCGAACUAAUGCCGAAGGAGAAGCGUGCCCAGGAGUUUAGCAGGAUGACGGCUUAUUUCAUCUGCGAGGAGAUUGAUUUACCAGCCGUGGCUAAAUUCUUGCGGAAAAACCAUGAGGUCAAGCCCAGGCUAUACGAUGAAGCAUUGUACGUGCCAUAUGCGUUGCCCUUGUUACCUGGUAACGAUGGGCUACGAGUUAAAUCAAACAAUUCCACCAAAUUGCAGGCAAAGAAUAAGCAUAUGGAAAAGAUGAUUAUCAAAUCAGAGCAGAAAGAUCAUCUUUACGAGUACUAUUCAGGAGUAGAAACUCCAGAGGAUGCCAAUAAUUAUUCCAUGGACCCUGAGGUUGAAAACUACGAAAACAACGCGCCGUUUGAUCCUUCGGAACCUCAGUUUUUUGCUCCUCCCUUGGAUGAUCGCGACGAGGAGGAAGAAGGCCGUCGAAACGGAGAUGCUAGUGAACGAGAUGCAAAACAAAAACGGAGAUUUGAACAACUCAAACCUUCUUCUUCUUCUCAUUCGUCUUUGUCGUCGACUUCAUCCUUGAGCAGUCAAUCAGACGUGUCCAAGCACCAUGCCGAGAUGUUUGUGUUUUCUUACGGAAUCGUUGUGUUUUGGAACUUUUCCGAGAUCCAUGAAAAAAACAUCCUUGCUGAUUUGGCCUUCUCGGAUGAAGAUUUGCUCAUCAACCAGAUUGACGAAGAAGAUAUCGAAACCGAGGAGUUCCAUUUCGAAUACGACAACCAGAUCCACAGACCGAGAAUCUACAACGACAUGAUCACCUUGCGAUCCGGCGACCACUUGAUCAAGCUUACAAUGUCGUAUGCGAUUGCACAACUGACCAAAUUGGGGUUGUUUGAAAGUAGAAUGGUCAACAUCCUCCACCUGGUGAGCCGUUUGCCGAAAAAAUUGGCUUUGACCGGCCGCAUCGGCUUAAAGAGAAACCAGUUGCUCAAAAAGUCGGGCAAAUUGUUCAAGUUGAGAGUGGACGUCAACUUGCUGAGCUCGAUAUUGGACACACCCAACUUCUUCUGGGACUUUGAGCCGGCAUUGCACCCCUUGUACACCGCCGUGCGCGAAUACUUGGAAAUCGACCAGAGAGUCUCGGUCUUGAACGACAGGUGUAAAGUGUUUUUGGAGUUUGUUGACAUUGUCACCGAUAGCAUGAACGAAAAGAACACCAACAGAAUAACCUGGAUGAUUAUCGUCAUCAUCUUCUUGAGUCUACUCGUCAGCUUAUUCGAGUUUAUAUUGGAAGUUCUCUAG
Messenger RNA from Lodderomyces beijingensis, 1968 nucleotides. NCBI's taxonomy places the organism in Eukaryota, Fungi, Ascomycota, Pichiomycetes, Serinales, Debaryomycetaceae. The record is from the annotation of a GenBank genome assembly.